CUGCCCUCCAGCUGCACCCUGCUGCUGUCCAUGCGCAACAACCGCUGGUGCGCCAACGUGGGCCGGCCGCACCGCUCCAACGGGAUUUACUACCAAGUGGACCUGCGAGGCGGUGUGUGGUGCCAGCGCUGCCACGACCCCAUGUGUCGGGACUUCCGUUCCGCGCUCAUGCCGCUGCCGCCGCAGCUGUGGGAGGCAUGCCGCCUGCAGCUCGCAGCGGACGCCACUGCACCGCCGGCAUGUGCACCAGCGUCGCCUGUGCUACGGGUGCAAUUGCAAACGUCACACCCGCAGCUGCAGCAGCCAGACCGGCAGCUGCUGCUGCCAGCAACAGCCCAACAAACCGCAGCAACAGCAUGUACGGUUUUCCGCGAGGCGGUCAAAGUUGCGGCGGGAAAUGAUGUCAGCCAGGGGGGUCAUGGCAAGCAGGAUCGGGUGGGGCUGCGAACGGAGGGUGCUCAAGUGGUGGGCAGCGUUCAUUGCAGGGCUAAGGAGAAGGAGGGCGCUGGGGAAGCGGCAGAUGGGAGGGAAAGGGCGUCUGGGGUUGGCGUUGGAGAUGAUGAUGAUGAUGAUGAUGAUGCUGAGUUUGACAUGUUGUGUGUGCAAGCCUUGGAACAGUGGGAGCAGCGUAUGGCAGCUGCGAGUGGUACAACGCAGGGAUGUGCAUCUUGAUUCUGGUCGAGUUGUGGAGACGUGCCGUGCGUGGCGAUGUGUGUUUGUCGACGGAGUGUGCGAGAUGGCAGGAUGAGUUGGCAGGAUGCGCGACGGGUCGCACGAGGGACG
Messenger RNA from Astrephomene gubernaculifera, 783 nucleotides. Lineage: Eukaryota; Viridiplantae; Chlorophyta; Chlorophyceae; Chlamydomonadales; Astrephomenaceae. The record is from the annotation of a GenBank genome assembly.